Molecule: messenger RNA, 1113 nt
Organism: Priceomyces carsonii
Lineage: Eukaryota; Fungi; Ascomycota; Pichiomycetes; Serinales; Debaryomycetaceae
Gene: DES1
Product: Des1p
Exons: 1
Coding region: 1-1113 (370 amino acids)
Biological process (GO): ceramide biosynthetic process
Cellular component (GO): membrane
Molecular function (GO): sphingolipid delta-4 desaturase activity
Source: RefSeq, a predicted model, not a curated record
AUGUCUUCCAUUACACAUAGAUCAUCUAACAAGACUUAUAAAUUUGAAACACCGCCAGCUGAUGCUCCAAUUGAGAUCUUAAAUGAAUUUUACUGGACCAAAGACCAGGAACCACAUGUAAGUAGGAGGAAAUUGAUAUUGGCCAAGUACCCAGAGGUUAGAAAAUUGACAGGCUGGGAGCCGAAGACUAAAUGGUACGUGAUAGGAGUAGUUGCAUUACAGCUUUUUGUUGCAUAUUCAUUGAGAAAUACACCAAUUAUGUCUAUAAAAUUUCUCACUUUAGCUUAUGUCGUUGGAGCCACCCUGAAUCAAGCUAUUUUCCUUGCGAUCCAUGAGUUGUCACAUAAUUUACUUUUCAAAAAGCCUUUUCACAAUAAAAUAUUUGCAAUAUUCACCAAUAUUCCUAUAGGAAUCCCAUAUUCUGCAUCAUUCCAACCAUAUCAUCAGCUUCAUCAUAAAUUCUUGGGAGAUGAAUAUUUGGACACUGACCUUCCAACUAACUUCGAGGCCAUUGUUUUGUCCAAUAGUUUAGGUAAGUUGUUCUUUGCAAUUUUUCAAAUUUUUUUCUAUGCAUUAAGACCAAUGUUCAUUACCCAAAUAAAAUUCACUUACAUACACUUACUAAACGUUAUAAAUCAGGUAAUUGUUGAUUACUUGAUUUUAACUUACUGGGGCAAGAAUUCUUUACUUUACUUCGUAAUGAGCUCGUUUUUGGCAGGUUCGUUGCAUCCGUGUGCCGGUCAUUUUAUUGCUGAACACUAUGCAUUGAAUGAUAACAACAAACCAAGAUCAGGAGAUAUUGAGGAAAAGAAGACAGGAAAUAUUGAGAUUCCUCCCCCUGAGACCUAUUCUUAUUACGGACCUUUAAAUUACGUUACUUGGAAUGUGGGUUAUCACAAUGAACAUCACGAUUUUCCAUAUAUCGCUUGGACCAAACUACCAAAAUUAAGAAGCAUUGCUUCAGAAUUCUAUGAUCCUUUACCUUCUGUGGAUUCUUGGUGCGGAGUUAUUUGGUGGUUUUGUUUAAAUGACAUUAAUUCGUUAUGGAAUAGGGUCAAAAGAACAGGGAAAGAAAAACAAGGGCAUAAAAUCGGUAAUCUUGACCAGAAUUAA